This is a messenger RNA of Ostrinia furnacalis (Asian corn borer), 702 nucleotides long. It is a transcript of the gene Blos2, whose product is annotated as biogenesis of lysosome-related organelles complex 1 subunit 2. Gene Ontology annotation, molecular function: gamma-tubulin binding. Gene Ontology annotation, cellular component: BLOC-1 complex; gamma-tubulin complex; BORC complex. The record is from RefSeq and is a predicted model, not a curated record. The transcript has 4 exons. Lineage: Eukaryota; Metazoa; Arthropoda; Insecta; Lepidoptera; Crambidae. Bases 142 to 570 code for a protein of 142 amino acids. Gene Ontology annotation, biological process: endosomal transport; lysosome localization.
AAAAAUCAAUUUCUGAAUUUCUCUUCUUCAGCUUUUGUUGAUUGAGUGUGCGUGCAGACAUUAGAAACAAAGUUUUGGCCGAAUAUUUUCCAUACAGUAAACAGCUUACGCAGUCACAAACCCUCAAGCUAUUGACAGAAAAUGUCUGAAGACGAAGUGGAAAAAUGGACGAGGGAGGUGAGGACCAAAGAGAUACAAAUGUCGCCAAGUUGUUCGAGCUUUGAAGUCUUGGACCCACACGACCCCAUCAUCAGUCGGCUUGCAACGCAGCUGUUCAAGCGCACCAAUGACUACUUGCAAGGAGAAAUGUCUGCUGGACAGGAACACUACAACUUGUUGGAGGACAUCAACAGGCUGACCAUCACCAAGUACACUGACCUCAGGAACUUGGCAGUCAACCUGAACAAAACUCUCACGGAGUACAACGAGAUGUAUCAACAGCAGAUCAAGCCGCUCCUCAUGCAGAUUGACCAGAUCGACGCUCAAGUGUCGCAGUUCGAGGUGACCGCUUACCGGCUCGAUAGUUACACCAAACAGCUGAAGGCCCGAUUCAAGGAGGAGGAGAAGUAAUGAUCAAGCAUUCGUCACACAGGAUGCGGUUAAAGGUAGCCUAUAGAACUAAGCGUCACAGACGCAGUCUUUAGCUUUGGUCUUGUGCCACCAACGCCGCGUCACUUACUCGCUUCGUAAGGCUACCUUUAA